AUGCCUGUCGCCGUCACACCCCCUCCAGUUCUGGCUGCCCUUGAGGGCACAGCCUUGUUUUCGCCCCUUAAACUCGGCAAACUUGCACUGAAGCACCGUGUUGUUCAGGCUCCCAACACCCGUAUGCGAUGUGAUCGCGAGAGCAGGGGUGUUCAUGUUCCCGGUCCCCGGGUUGUUAAGUAUUACAGCGAUCGGGCAAGUGCCGGUGGUCUUCAGAUUACAGAGGCCACGGACAUCUGUCUCAAUGCCAGUGGUUACCCUGGUGUUCCUGGAGUCUUUACCGACUCCCAGCUGCAGGGCUGGAAAAAGGUCACAGACGCUGUCCAUGCCAAAGGAGGCUUCAUCUUCGUUCAGCUAUGGCACACUGGCCGGGCAUCUUCACCGGGGAUGCUUGGUGGACAAGCUCCCCUUUCCUCGGGAACCACCCCAAUGAGCGGAAGCUAUCUGGAUGGCAUGGAGACUAAGGACGGUCCUCCACGCGCCAUGACUAUCGAUGAAAUCCAUGAUAUGACUGCUGAAUGGGCUGCCGCCUCAAAGAGGGCUGUGGAACAGGCCGGAUUCGAUGGUGUUGAAAUUCACUCUGCCAACGGGUACCUCCUCGAGCAGUUCCUGCACGACAAUAUCAACCAGCGGACAGAUAGCUAUGGAGGAUCAGUUGAGAAUAGGUGCCGGUUCACUAUUGAAGUCGUUCAAGCUGUCAGCAAGGCCAUCGGUCCUGAGAAAACUGGUAUUCGCCUUUCGCCAUACAACUAUUUCCAAGACACCCGGGACAGUUGCCCAAAUGAUCAUUGGUCGUAUCUUUGCGAGAAAAUUGCGGCUCUGCCAUCUUCAGAGCGCCCUACAUACGUUCAUAUGGUAGAGCCAAGAUUUGACGAGGUCCUCAAUGAGGAGCAGAAACUAGCAUCACUUACUAAGGAGGCAAACGGAGAGAAAGCUGCCAGGGGUAACUCUCUCAUCAUCUUCAGUGACAUUCUCAGACCUGCCGGAGUAAACUUUCUGGCCUGUGGCAACUUCAACCGCGACAAUGCGAACCCUAAGUUGAAGAGCCAAGGUGCCGAUCUUAUUGUCUUCGGCAGGCAUUUCAUUGCCAACCCUGACUUGGUUGAUCGGCUCCGAAAUGGCUGGCCAUUGACAAAGUAUGACAGGGCCACAUUCUACGGUGCUGAGCCACCUGAGAAGGGUUACAACGAUUACCCUUUCUAUGAGGAAACAGUCAAGGCGUCAGCAUAG
Molecule: messenger RNA, 1230 nt
Organism: Clonostachys rhizophaga
Lineage: Eukaryota; Fungi; Ascomycota; Sordariomycetes; Hypocreales; Bionectriaceae
Source: the annotation of a GenBank genome assembly